Molecule: messenger RNA, 5300 nt
Organism: Caenorhabditis auriculariae
Lineage: Eukaryota; Metazoa; Nematoda; Chromadorea; Rhabditida; Rhabditidae
Source: the annotation of a GenBank genome assembly
AUGUUGCAAUCGGUGAGCGCCCACCUGAUGGACGAGCGUCGCGGAUCUCGGGACGAUCGUCGCGCUUCCGCCCGUCAUCGAAGGAUGACUCAACCGCAUACAGCUGAACCUGGAGCUUCACCUCCAACCGGCGGAUAUGACACCAGAUUUCUGACUCCAGCCUUGUGGCACGGCACCCGAUUCAUCGAAGACUUCCAGCCGUCGAUGGUCACUCCAACUGAAAAUCCCAUAGGCUGGGCAGUCUUCAAUCCGCUUCCGAUCCGGCCACCUGCCCCGCGGCCACGUAUUCGCCAGUUUGUUCCACCUCCUGGUGCGCCAGGUACGUCGUUUCCUUCCGCAUAUGGUCAUUCUCAACUCGAUGCCAGUCAAAGUUCAAUACGAACUGACGUGUGUUUGUCUUUUUUCCUAAAUUGCUUGUGUAGACGCCAAUUGUUUGAAUGAACGUCCUUCAUUCAAGCAUUUGGAUCCUCCCAGCAGUCGUGAUUUUGAUGAAGAUGUCGAAAAUCUGAUGCGACCUGACAUCCCAGUCUUGUUGUUGACUAUCGAAGGUAUUGUUCGAGUGAAGAUCUCCAUGUAUGGGCUACUUAUACUUUUUUCGUUUAGAAAAAAAGAAAUAUAUCAAGUUCAUUUCAAAGCUCACAUAUUUUUUGUCUUCUUCCUUUACUCAGUUGUCAUUAGCGACCUUUUAAAUUUUGCAGUUUAGGUUCUAAGAAUUACGAAAGUUUUCCGAAUAUUUUUUAAGACAUUACUUACUGGAUUUUUUUGUUUGAUUUCGAGGCUUUCAAAGAAAGAUUCCCAAGUUUGGAGCGCCACGUGAUGAAAAAGGACACUCAAGCUUCUGAGAAAAAAAAUGGUUGUGUAAACAUCUUGCAAAGCAUAAACACUUAAGAUUAGUUCUGCGGUUUGUCGACUCGAAAAUUUGAUAAUUCUUAAAUUUCUGCAAGUUGAAGGAGAACUCCAACUCGUAUAAGUUAGAAAGAAUUGUUUUCAAAAUUACGGAGUUCGCUUGUGAUAAGUUCCUUUUCGAACCUUCUGUUUCAUUUCUUUAUUUCGGAGCUUUCCUGGAUACCUUUUUCAUUUUUCAAUAUAUUUUCUAUUCUCAAAGAUACGCUACUUUUCUUUGAUCGAAUUUUUUUUUUUAAGUUUUCAUAUUGCAGCUUUUCUUUGAACCAAACUAUUUUCCAACUUUGUAUUUAAAGUUUUUUUUUGCUUUAGAUUCGCUCCAAAACAUUCUUGGGGCAUUUCAUCAUCUUCAAAAAAGGGUGACAUGUUUUUUUCACUGACAACCAGAAAAGCAAAAAUUAUUCAAACACUGCACAUAUUCUAUGAAGCUUAGAGAACAGCUAUCUAUUCUACAAAGGACGCCGACUUUUUCCCUUCUUUUUAAUUUGAUUCAGAGCUCAUGAUGAUUUUUUCAUAGGAACCUCAGAAAGCUUGGAAAAAACUCAAAAGAAACAAUAAAGACGUAGCUAAGUAACGUGAGAACGAUUUGUACCUCCUCUGAGACAAGAAAUCUAAAACUAUCAGCUUUCACGGACAGCGUCUCAAAACGCAUCGUUUUACGUUUUCAUUUGUUUUUGACUCAUUUUGAAGCCGGUUCGAAUUUUAACUAAAAAAUUGAAGUUCUGAGACUCAAAAGAUCUCUUUCACGAAUUUUACUCUCUGAGUUCUGAAAAUUUCUCAAUUAUUUUUUUGAAAAUUUUUACACUUUUAGUUUCUCAGAAAUACUUCUACUUUUUUUCUUUUUAGAAUUAGGAAUUCAAAAAAAUUUUUUAAUAACCAGUCUAACUUUCAUUGUAGUUUUUUUAUUAAUGUUGUUCCUGCCAUUUUAUUUUUUUCCUGACGCCUGAAACAACUUAAACAACGCUGUCAAAACGGAAAUUCAAAGUUUUGCUUAACUAAGAAAACCAAAAAGAUUCAUGUUGUUUCAGCAGCCAGCCAGUAUCCAUUUCGCUAUUUUCUGUGACUGACACUUGGGGUCUUCGCUCUACAAACCCAAACGCUUUUGUUCAAAAACAAUCCUUUUUCGAAAUUUCUCUAGAAACUUUUUCAUAGUUAUCUUCUUGGAGACGCAAUUUCACUGCUUAUGAUGAACUUGAAUCAAAAUUUAUUAUUCUUCUUCAGCAAAAAAAUUUUGAUAAAAUGCAAAAAGAAUAUUGGUAACAAAAAGAAAUGUCAUCUCAUUCAGUAAGUGAUGUUACUAAAAAAAUCUGCGAAUAAAUUAUUCUUUUUCCCUUUUCAAAUUUUUGCUAAAAAAAUUAAGUAGUCAGCAAGUUUGGGUGAAUAACUCAACACGUAUCGUAAUUUAUCUUGAAGCCAUAAAACUAAGAAGGCGGUCGGGUUAUGUCCAGCGUUCUCACAAAAGAUCUCCCAUAAGGGAGAAACGAGCACGUUCACAGAUCCGGCCAAAAGCAUCAAGUUUUGCAUUUCCACUGCGUUCCUACUUACUUAUUGGAGACGAUUUUUUUGUUUUAGUUUUUUCCCGCAGAAAUCCGCAGUUAAAAUAUGAACAACUUGAAUAAAAACGCCCCUUCGCAGAUAGCAGUUUCUGAAACAAACAAUUAAUGGGGUUUCAAAAUAGUAGCGAGACCAACUACUUAUUUUAACUUUUUUUUCACAAAAGACUUUAACUUGAGUUUUUUUUAUAAAGAAGGGGGAUAAGCUUUAAGUUGGCGAACAUUUAAAAAGUCAGUUUUUUGAAGAAUGGGAAAGCCAUGGUCGUUUGCCAGUCCAUAUUUGAUUGUUUUGCUCAUCUUGUUUUAGCGUAUCAUUAGCCAUUUAGUAUACUAUGAUGUCGGUUUUUCUGAGCCUUUUUUAAGCGUGCGUGCAAAUGUUCAAUUUAUAUUUAAACACAUUUUUUUUCCUUUCUGAUAAUGAGUUUUAUUUUUUUCUCGCCAGAAGACAGAGUUGAAAAACUUGCUGGACUCUUCAAUUUGAUUUUUCUUCUCUUUUUUUAUGAAAAAUUUUUGUAAAAUCACAAAAAUCCUCUCAUUUCGCAAACUGAUAUGAGGAGUCCGAACCCGCUCAGAAGUUGUUGAUUUUUAUUAAUCAGAUCGAAUUCCUUUACUUUUUCAGUGAAUUCUAUUUUUUCUUUCUAGUUUAAGUAAAAGUCAAGCUGGAAGAUCUUUUUGAAACUUUUUUCAAACCCUAUAUAUAGUUAAAUGAAUUAACGCUAUUAAAAUCAAAUCAAAUUAUCGAAGAUUUGAUUUUUUGAUGUUUGACUGAAGUCAGAUAGUUGUUUUAGUUUUUCAAAUUUACACAUUAAACUGAGCUAGUUGUUAGGGCAAAAUCCAAAGAGAAGCUUGAUUAAAAAAUUUCACAGUCAUGAAGUUCACGAUCACAAGCUUAUCAAGCUAAUCCAAAAAGUUUGGAAAGUAUGAACUUGAAAAGCCUAGAGCCACAUGGAAGAAUGAUUAUUGAUGACUAGGUGAGGAUGAAAGUGGAAGGAUGCGUCUUUUGGUUCCGCCUGGUUGCGUUGGGCCGCGGUCAGAGGCCGCCGAGCCGUCGGAGCCAAAGUUCCUGGGUUUUUGUUCUGCUUCACUAAUCAGUGCAAUGAUAUAAAGGGGUCGUCUUCUAUUGUGUUCUUCUUCCCGACCAAAAUUUGUCCCCCUUCCUUUCGUCUUCCCCUUUUCUCGGCAGCUCUUUUGAAGCUUUUGCUUACCAACUUUUUCGCCGCCUUAUGCUGCUUUCAAAUGCGACGAGCCGACGCUCGAUUCUACGCAUCUUUGUUGCAUCUUUUUUGGUUUUUUCUUUCCAGCUUUACUAUUCAUUCAAUUAACAAAAAAGCGUCUGUUAGAGCAGGUGCAUAAUUGAGGGAGAUGAUCCAGUUCUAUGUGCAGAUUAAAUCGUGAUUCCUCAAAAUUUAUUUUUUGACCAUGUUUCACUUAUUACGGCUGUUUUUUGAUUAAUUUUUUUUCUGCCGCUUAGGUUUUUGUGGAAGAAUGUGAAGUUUAUCUUAUUGUUGAAAUACGGCUCAAACCAUGGUGCUUUAUUACAAAAUCGUCUUCACAACGGCUUUUAGGUUAUUUGACCUUACUCUAAAGCUCAGUUCACACAUGUCUCUUUUUUGUCAGCAAAAUUAUCUUCAACGUCUGUCGAAUUCCGGGGAUCUACAAGACAAAAUGAUUCAGAAAGCCGACGGUUUUUGCGUUGUAUUGAAAGGGUUGACCACGAAGAGCCGCGUCCGGCGCACAAUUGCCGACGGUCUGGCGGGCCAUGUUCCUUCGAAAGUUCUGGAACCAAUGGACACUCGAGGAAAAUGCCCGCCGCAUGACCAUCACCGUGCUUCCAAGCGGCACCAAGAAAGUCCACCUCAAAGAUCUCAACGAGCUUGCCGAACUUCAUCCAGAGAAGGCCGACCAGAAGCGAGGUUUUUUGGAACGAAUUUUGUAGCCUUUUUAUUUUCUAACUAAUUUUUAUAUAAACUACGCGAAUUUUUCUUGACAUUUGAUGAACCUUCUCAGUUUUUUUGGAAAAAAAGCAAGACCAGAGUUAAAGAAUCACAUUUUGAAUAUUCAAAAAAAUUGUGAUUUAUCAUUUAAACAUUUUUCUUUUUUGCAUUGCAGUUUGCCAUUUUUCCCAAUAAGUAACCUCUCCGAUUAUCAAAUCAUUCACUUUUCUGAAGAACGGGUUGUUUUUUAAUUUUCAAAAGUUUCUUUUGUUAAGCCAGUGAGAAUGUUUCGAGAAAAAAAUUGCGAAAAAAAUUAAAAAAAGUGUUUUUUUGUAUAGUAACAAAAUUACGGAAAAUGUCAAUUCCAUAGUUAAACGUCAGAUGCAGUGUUUACGCAGCAAAAAAUAAAAAAUUGGAAAGAAGUUCUUUUUUUCUGGAAUGAUGUCACUUCUUGAAUCAAAUAUUUUUGUGUUUUUGCUAACUGUUUUCUUUUUAUUCUCUUUUCCUUCUCUGAUAACUUCUUCUGCAUCGAUUCUGUACAGACUCUAUUCUAUUUAUCACCUUAAAAUCUAUUUAGUGGUGGUUUUGACUUCAAAAAACAAGCGAGCUCCGUAGAAGGAAGCCGGCUAAUGUUGGAUGUUUUUUCGCAGCGGGCCAUGCUCUGUUUAAAGUUCGUAUCUAUUUCCCAAAGCGUGGUUGGUGGUCCGGGUUUGAGACGAGAGCUUGAAGCGACGCCUCCGUCACGAAAAAAAACCGCACUUUUUCAAAAAAGAUGUACAGAAGAACGUCAAAAAGCGAACACUUGCCGGGAAACACAACGAUGACAAUGACAAAGGAUGAAGAGCACGAUGAUUCGGCGCACUCGGCGGCCCCCUGGCGGCAAACUAUGUUCUUCGGCGUUGAUAAAUGA